Dendrobium catenatum is the source of this 2939-nucleotide messenger RNA. Its product is annotated as ABC transporter G family member 22. Gene Ontology annotation, cellular component: membrane. Lineage: Eukaryota; Viridiplantae; Streptophyta; Magnoliopsida; Asparagales; Orchidaceae. Bases 349 to 2592 code for a protein of 747 amino acids. The record is from RefSeq and is a predicted model, not a curated record. Gene Ontology annotation, molecular function: ATP binding; ATP hydrolysis activity; ABC-type transporter activity. The transcript has 11 exons.
GUAAUUUUUAAAAAAAAAAAAAAUUGCCCGUAACACCCCUGGCUAUUGGGAAAUGGCAUAAAGAGAAACAAAUAAAAAACGAAAAAUAAAUUCAACUUUGCAAUUUGCAAGAAGUUGAGGGAGAUGAAUGCAAGUUGAGCUUGAGUUCCCUCACAUGCACGACAUAGCUUGACCUUACCUGGCAGGUGAACAGCUUUAUAAGGAGGGCAAAGGAGUAGCCAGCUCUGUAGCAUUGAUUGAACCUUCCAAAAGCCCAACUUUCUUUUUGAGUUUUGAGCACUUUGAUAAACUGUUUGAUGUCCCCCAUUCUAUGUUAGCUCUUCAUCUCCAAGCUUGAAGCAGUGCAAAAUGGAUUCAUCAGCAUCUGGAAUUGUGAGGGCAAAGUCAGAACAGCUAGAGGCGGCGACGGUUAUGUCGCUCAGUCGAACGGCAUCAGCUGAGGCAAUAACAAUACCAGAGAUCAACAUUAGUAGUGGGCUGAGUCUUCCUGCAAAACCGCCUAGCGGCGGAAAGAAGCUGGUUGGGACCUCACCUGGAAGGAAGAGUAGUAAUCACCAUGUAAGGAAAUCAAGGAGUGCACAACUGAAGCUUGACCUGGAGGAUGUCAGCAGUGGUGCAGCACUCAGCCGAGCUUCCAGUGCUAGCUUAGGCUUCUCCUUUGGCUUCACCGGCUUCAACGUCCCUCUUGAAGACACCAUUGCUGGUCUCAGGCAUUCCAGUGAUGAUGAAAAUGCAGUAGACCUAGAGGCUGGAGAGAAGAAGAAAAGGAUGAUAUUGGAACCCACCUUGCCGAUUUAUCUCAAGUUUUCAGAGCUUAAAUACAAGGUAAUCCUCAAAGGCGUUACAAGAAGCACUGAGAAAGAUAUCCUUAACGGAAUUACAGGUUCAGCAAGCCCAGGGGAGGUCCUAGCUCUCAUGGGGCCUUCUGGCAGUGGGAAGACGACCCUCCUCAGCCUACUUGGUGGAAGGAUUAAUGGAAGCACAGUUGAAGGGUUAAUUACUUACAAUGAUGAAAGUUACACCAAAUCACUAAAACGCAGGAUAGGGUUUGUGACACAGGACGAUGUUCUGUUUGCACAUCUUACCGUGAGAGAAACACUUACUUAUUCAGCUCUCCUGCGGCUUCCGAAUUCGAUGAGUAAGCAGCAGAAGGAAGAAAGGGCUACAAAUGUCAUCCAUGAGCUUGGGCUUGAUAGGUGCCAAGAUACCAUGAUUGGAGGAUCUUUUGUGAGAGGGGUUUCAGGAGGUGAGAGGAAAAGAGUCUGCAUAGGGAGUGAGAUUAUUAUUAAUCCUUCCUUAUUAUUUCUUGAUGAGCCCACUUCUGGUUUAGAUUCAACAACAGCCUUAAGAAUUAUCCAGGUUCUUCAUGAUAUUGCAGAGGCUGGAAAGACAGUCAUAACUACAAUACAUCAGCCAUCCAGCAGACUCUUUCACAAAUUUGACAAAUUAAUUCUCCUCGGGAAAGGAAGCAUGCUAUAUUUUGGGAAGGCAUCUGAAGCUGUGGUUUACUUUCAAUCCAUUGGAUGCUCUCCUCUAAUUGCAAUGAACCCAGCAGAAUUCUUGUUAGAUCUUGCCAAUGGUAACAUAAAUGAUGUCUCUGUACCUUCAGAAUUAGAUGACAAGGUGCAAACAGAGAAGUUGGGAAGUGACACCAAGUGCGAUAAGCUGACACCAAAAGAUGUACACGAGUACCUGGUGGAAGCCUAUGAAACUCGAGUUGCUGACAGAGAAAAGAAAAGGUUAUUGAUGCCAAUUCCUAUUGCUGAUGAUCUGAAGGCAAAGGUGUUGUCACCAAAUAGAGAAUGGGGAGCAAGUUGGAGGCAACAAUAUUCGAUUCUAUUUUGGAGAGGACUCAAGGAAAGGCGACAUGAUUACAUGAGUUGGAUGAGAAUUACUCAGGUUAUUACAACAGCAAUCAUCCUAGGGUUACUCUGGUGGCAGUCAGAUGGCAACACAGUAAAAGGACUGCAAGAUCAGGCGGGGUUACUCUUCUUCAUUGCUGUUUUCUGGGGAUUUCUUCCAGUAUUCACAGCAAUCUUCACAUUUCCUCAAGAAAGAGCUAUGUUAAACAAGGAACGAGCAGUUGACAUGUACAGACUAAGUGCAUACUUCAUGGCCAGGACGACGAGCGACCUCCCAUUAGACCUUUUCUUGCCAAUCAUAUUUCUUCUGAUCGUCUACUUUAUGGCAGGAUUAAGACAGAGCCCAGAACCUUUCUUUCUAAGCAUGCUUACUCUUUUUCUCAGUAUUGUUGCCGCGCAGGGACUUGGACUUGCAAUUGGAGCUACCCUUAUGGAUAUAAAGAAGGCAACUACUGUAGCUUCAGUAACUGUCAUGACUUUCAUGCUUGCUGGAGGUUUCUUCGUAAAGAAAGUUCCAGUUUUCAUAUCAUGGAUCCGCUACAUGUCAUUCAACUACCAUACAUACAGGCUUCUACUGAAAGUGCAGUAUGGCCAUGUACCACCAUAUUUAAAUGUAAAUCACCUCGACAACGGUGUUAAGGAGGUUGGUGUAAUGAUUGCUAUGGUUAUCGGGUACCGACUCCUAGCAUAUAGUUCCUUAAGAUGGAUGAAUACCACAAAGGGUGCUUGAACAUUAGCCCUUUGGUAAAAUGUCACAAUACAACAAGAGAAGUUUCCACCAUCGUGUCCUUUCUACUACUCAACCAGAGCUCAUGCUUUUUGUUCUCAAUCAGAGAAUUCUACUAUAAAUGGCAUACAUGCCCGUUUUUUUCUUUUGUAGUUUUAUGGGUUUGUGAGCUAAGAAAUAGGCCUAUAAGCACAUGAUACGUUGCUCUAGUCUGAAAUAGAUGACAAGAUUUGAACUUUGUAAGAACUUCUAUAAACUCUUAGUCAGAUUGUAUGCAUCAACCCCUUUGCAAACAUCACAUUAGCAGGAGUCUCAUCUAUAAACACCCUUUUAGGGCUCUUAAGAAAAAA